AUGCCUAGGAAGCCCACACCUGCAGGCAAGCAGAGGGUCAGGACGGGCUGUCUGACGUGCCGCAAGAGGCGGAGAAAAUGCGAUGAGCAGAAGCCGCGAUGUGCCAAUUGUGAAGUCAAAGGAUUCACUUGUAACUACGGUGCUGAUCUUACCUUCGUUCCCUCGCGCUCUGGAGCGGCGUCGGGCGGUAGGACGGGCCAGCUGUAUGAUGCCAUCACGUUCGUCGAUGACUCUCCACUCGCAUUGAGGAAGGAAUCCUUCCAGCAGCUGGAUAAAAUAACGCCCGUGUCCCACGUGGCCCCUCAACAACCUUCCAGUGGCGUGAAUGAACCUGCAUAUCAGAGUGUUAGGGAAAGCCGCACCGCGGUUCCCAUCGACAACAUGUUAACGUCAAAUGUAUCGAUCGGAUUCGCAGCCGGUCCAUCAAAUUUACAAGACACGCCAGACGUUUUCCUGGAUGCCACAUCACGAGGAACGUCUGGAACCCAUCCCAUUCCGGAAUAUCUGAGCUUCCUCACCAGCCCCCGGCAGAUCCCAAGGCGACCGACCACGGCUCAUAGCUGCCGAGAGACUGACUUGCUUCGGCACUUCCGCUAUCACAUUGGUCCUUGGAUUGACGUUGGGGACCCCGAAUGUGCCUUUGGAGUGCAGACAUUGCUCCUUUCGCGGUCCAAUAGACCAUUGCAGGCAGCCAUUCUCGCGCUAUCCGCUGGCCAAAGAUCGCUUCUCUCUGGAUCUCACCACUAUCAUGAAGAAGACAUCAGUAAUAGCAUUCAAUUUCGCAAGAUGGCCGAAGAAAGCUUGGAAUUCCAGCCUGAUUUGGUAAAACAGGCAGGUCAUGCCAUACUUCUCCUGCAAGAUCUUCUGCCAUCCGGCCUUCAUCGAUGGAAAAGUUGGCUUGAUUCAGCGGACAAUUACUUGUCUCCAAUGUCUCUGACAGAAGACCUGGGUGAAGCGUUAUUUUGGCUACACUUCCGACUUGACCUCGCAUCCUCCAUCGUCACCUCCAAGGCCCCAUUAAUAGCCUUUCAUUCCUUUCUUCAUCGUGAUGGCUCGCCAAUACACGCCUCUCGACUAGAUUUGCAUUGUCGAAGCGUCCAUCGAGUAUAUGAUCAUGCUCUCUGUCUCCUCGGUCACUCCCUGGCCUUGAUAUACGGAGCCCCAGACGUGAAUUUUCCUCAGACUGCCGGCUCUCCACAAUUAGCAGCGUUACCAUCUCUGCGACAGUCCCAUUUUCUAUCCCAAUGGACUUUUCUCUGGACGGACUGUCAGAAAUGGUACAAUGAGCGCCCGGUUGACGCCCAACAAAUAGUCGACAUUCGUGGCGGCGAAGCGGAUCAGAUCGAUCCCCACCACUCCUCAUCCUUCCCAAUUCUCAUCUUCACAACGCCAAUGGCGCUGGUCGCCAACGCCGUCUACCACAUUACUUCACUCCUAUUAUUGACGCAUAAACCACGUUUACUAAAGUCACUACCCGGUCCCCGAUGUUUCACUUCGCAUAUCUGGCACGCCCAAUCCAUCGCUGGAAUCGCCGCUAGCAAUGACUCCCCGGAGCAAUGGGAUCCGAUACUAGUUGCGAGUCUUUUGUCUAUCGCAAGAGACAUGUCGCACGAGUCUCAACAGGCUGUGCUCCUAGAACGACUACGGAGAAUAACAGCGACCACGGGGAUCAAUCUGGAACAAGAAACAGAAGAACUUCGGUCGGUAUGGAGAAUGGCGCGGUAUGAUGAGGAAACGGAUGAUCAUGCAACUAAUUCUAUCAUGUCAUGA
Messenger RNA from Penicillium maclennaniae, 1770 nucleotides. RefSeq lists its product as uncharacterized. The coding region runs from base 1 to 1770 and encodes 589 amino acids. NCBI's taxonomy places the organism in Eukaryota, Fungi, Ascomycota, Eurotiomycetes, Eurotiales, Aspergillaceae. Gene Ontology annotation, cellular component: nucleus. The record is from RefSeq and is a predicted model, not a curated record. Gene Ontology annotation, molecular function: DNA-binding transcription factor activity, RNA polymerase II-specific; zinc ion binding; transcription cis-regulatory region binding. The transcript is spliced from 4 exons. Gene Ontology annotation, biological process: positive regulation of transcription by RNA polymerase II.